UUGAAUAAUUGGAUUUCCAAAUGAACCCAGGAGCUCCCAUUUCUUUCAAACCAACAUUCGUUAGCAAGAAGGAACGUGAAAAACGCAAGAAAGAACUUGAAGACAAAGAGAAAGAACAGAAGGACAAAAAUGAUAAAAUUAUACAGAAGAAAAACAAGCUGUACUCUCGUGGCUUGGUCGGUGAGAAGCUCCAAGAUAGGCUAUCAGGCAACUACAAAUCAACUUCUUCAAGAUCAAACAACACUAAAUCAUCCAGUUCCAGGAAGAGAGACGAAAAAUUUAGAGAAAAAGAGAAGGAAGCUGAAGUUUUCCUGACUCCUAAAGAAAUCGAACUAAUCAAGAACAAGAAGUUAGGCAUCAAAAAGGAGAAAAAGAAAGUCCAAAAACCCAGUGAUAAGUUCAAGAAGGUGUAUGUCGACGACUGGAAUCCUGACGAUGACACCUCCCAAGAUAUAAACCCAAUCUUCCAGAAAAAGUAUGAGCCAAAAGUACUCUUUGGAAAAGGAAUGAUCGGAGGCAUUCACCUUGAAGAACAAAAACUUAAUGAAAAAAGCAGAAAGAUUCAGGAGAGUAUAAAUAGCGGUUCUAGAGUUGAUUUUGACAAUAAAGCACUCCAAGACAUGACCAAAAGAGACUGGAUGAUUGUCAGAGAAAACAAUGAUAUCCUGGUACAAGGAAGCAAAGUUCCUCCUCCAUUCAUUAGAUGGUCGGAUUUAAGAGUGAAUUCAAAAAUAUUAGAUGCAAUUGCAGAUAUUGGAUAUGAAAAGCCUACAUCAAUUCAAAUGCAAGCAAUCCCUGUUGCACUUGACAAAAGAGACUUAAUCGGAAUAGCUCCAACAGGAAUGGGAAAAUCAUGUGCCUUUCUCACACCGAUGAUUGACUUUUUCAUGUACUUACCAAAGAUAGAAGGAGAGUCUAUCAAUGAUGGACCCUAUGGCUUGAUCUUAGCCCCAACCAGAGAAUUAGCAAUCCAGAUAGAGAAAGAGUUCAUAAAUCUAUGCAAAUACACCCACUUGAGAUCAGCCUGAUUGAUAGGAGGAAGAAGCGCCUCUGAUCAAACUGCUAAGAUCAGCAGAGGAUGUGAAGUUAUCAUUGGAACUCCUGGAAGAAUUCUCGAUUGCUUAAAGAAAAGAACAUUAGUGCUCAACCAAGCUUUCUAUCUGAUUCUAGACGAAGCUGAUAAAAUGAUUGAAAUGGAUCUCGUUGACGAUGUAUCAACAAUUAUGGGCCAUAUCGAAGAUGAAGCGUUAAAUACAAUUUUGACUCAUCUUGAUCCUUACACACACGAUGAGUUAGUCAGAAAACUUCAUGGACGUAAAAGGAUGAUUAAUCUAUUCUCAGCAACAAUAUCCCAAGAUAUCCGUGAUUUAGCAAAGGAUUUGCUUCAGGACAACGUUUUCAUCUCCAUUGGAGAACCUGGAAGUGGAAAGAAAGAGAUUCUACAAAACUGUGAAUUCACAAAGCCCAGCCACAGAACCCAAAAAACUCUCGAGCUCCUGAGGCAGUAUGGAGUGCCAUGCUUAAUCUUCGUGAACCACAAAGCAGACACAGAACGUCUCUCAAAAGAAAUUGAGAAGAAAAGAUGGAAAUGCUCAGCAAUGCAUGGAGGUAAAUCUCAAGAAAAGAGAGAAGAUAUCCUCCAUGCUUUCAAGAAGGGCAGAAUUGACAUCUUAGUCUGUACAAACGUUCUGGCCAGAGGUAUAGAUAUCGAUGACGUGAAACAAGUCAUCAACUAUGAUUGCCCUACUGUUUUCAGCGAUUAUGUCCAUAGAAUUGGAAGAACUGGUAGAGCAGGCAAAUCUGGUGUUGCUACAACCUUUAUGAGCACUGAGAACUCUGAGAUCUUCGCAGAUUUGAAGAAAUUCCUUGAGCAAAACAAGCAAAGAGUACCAAGAGAAUUGGAAAGAGAAGUAAAUGACACUGGAAUGGAGUUAAUAAGAUAUUAGACCUAAUUCAAUUCUUUAAGAUAUUCCGGG
Messenger RNA from Moneuplotes crassus, 1976 nucleotides. The record is from the annotation of a GenBank genome assembly. Lineage: Eukaryota; Ciliophora; Spirotrichea; Euplotida; Euplotidae.